UUGGGGAACUCCUGCACUGCCCAAGGGCCCGGGGUCAGUAGGGGGCCCCAUGAGAUGUCCCCGGUACCUUUCAUAGGCUUUUUUGGGUGUGGAUUGAGUUUGGGCGAGAGGACAUAGGGGCCCCAUGAUCCCUUAUUGCCCGGAGGCCCCAUGAGUUGUCAGUCCGCCCCUGGUAUGAAGAACCCAUGGCAGAACAAACCUGCCUAUGUACUAUAAAAAGAUUGUGAGAUGAAAGACUGGAAACCA
This is a messenger RNA of Staurois parvus, 246 nucleotides long. Lineage: Eukaryota; Metazoa; Chordata; Amphibia; Anura; Ranidae. The record is from the annotation of a GenBank genome assembly.